AAAGCUCCCGGACACCACACGGACCGCCGCGCUUAUCAACGGCUGCUUGGAGGAAACAUAAACCGAAUAAAAAAAGAACAUACCUGAAGGUUUCACCUGAUAUCUAGAAGGAGGGAGAAUGUUUUUUUUAAAACAACUCGUUUUGCUCAAACGCAUUUUUUAGACUAGGAUAGUCUAAGCACGGAUGCCUCGCACCAUCGACCCCUGGGCAUCACGUUUUACAUUCACAUUCUCUUCACUUGUUUUUAACUACAGAACAUGAGCAAGCACGCAGAAGACACGGGGAAAGCUGAAUGUGAAUAUUCUUGGAUUUAAAAAGGCGUACCUGUCCAAGCAGUGCUUGAGUCAAACUUAUGGCGUGAAGCUAAUGGAUGUCCUUACCCAGUAUGCCUUCAACGACAGCGAUCUGGACAACCAGACAUGGGGCUUCAACGAGACGGAGCACGGCCAGAAGCAACCGUACAACUACUACGCCAUGCUGCUUAUGCUGCUGAUCUUCCUCAUCGUGUUCGGCAACGUGCUGGUGUGCAUCGCCGUGUCGCGGGAGAAGGCCCUGCAGACCACCACCAACUACCUGAUCGUCAGCCUGGCCGUGGCCGACCUGCUGGUGGCCACGCUGGUCAUGCCCUGGGUCGUCUACCUGGAGGUGGUGGGCGAGUGGAGCUUCAGUAAGAUCCAUUGUGACAUCUUCGUCACCCUGGACGUGAUGAUGUGUACGGCCAGCAUCCUCAACCUCUGCGCCAUCAGCAUCGAUCGAUAUACGGCGGUUGCCAUGCCAAUGCUGUACAACACCCGCUACAGCUCCCGGAGGAGGGUGACUGUCAUGAUUUCUGUGGUGUGGGUGCUGUCCUUUGCUAUUUCCUGUCCCUUGUUAUUUGGCCUGAACAACACAGCUACUCGCGACCCCUCUCAAUGUGUGAUCGCCAAUCCAGCCUUUGUGGUUUACUCUUCCAUUGUGUCCUUCUAUGUCCCCUUCAUCAUAACACUGCUGGUUUAUGUGCAAAUCUACGUGGUGCUAAGGAAGCGAAGGAAACGAGUCAACACCAAGCCUAAACAGAGGGCCGCUCAAAACGCAGAGCACAACGUGGCCACCUCGCUGAAGGAUAAGUGCACUCAUCCAGAGGAUGUGACGCUUUGCACCAUGAUUGUCAAAGCCAACGGGGGUUUUUCUGUCAACAGGAAAAAAGUGAUAUUCAUCAAAGAGGUGGCCAUCGAGGGCGAAGACCUGGAACUGGAUGAGCUCCACAACAGCGCCAGCAGCAGCCAGAAGCAGCAGCACAAGCAGCUGCAGCAGGGGGCACCGGGAGAAGCUCCGGCCACCAGCCACCAGCUCCUGAUGCCUGCCAAGUCCAAUGCCAGUCCUUCUUCCGCGCCCCCCACCCCACCCGAGGACGGCCUGAAGCCGCUCAAGAACGGAGACACCGCCAAGGUGGCGCUGGUGGAUCCGGCACCACUGGUCGCUAAAGCCUUCCAGACGCAGGCCAUGCCCAACGGCAAGACCCAGACGUCUGUGAAAACCAUGAGCAAGCGGAAGAUCUCCCAGCAGAAGGAGAAGAAAGCUACUCAGAUGCUAGCCAUUGUCCUUGGUGUAUUCAUCAUCUGCUGGCUGCCAUUCUUCAUCACCCAUAUCCUGAACACUCAUUGCACUAAAUGCAAGGUACCCGCUGAGAUGUACAAUGCCUUCACUUGGCUGGGCUACGUGAACAGUGCUGUGAAUCCCAUCAUAUACACCACUUUCAACGUGGAGUUCAGGAAGGCCUUCAUCAAGAUCUUGCACUGCUAGGACCAGUGGAGACGACCACUCUGGGAUGUGACCGAGGAAAGCUCAAGCCACACCUCUCCUCUAGCAAAUGUCUCGCCGUGUGAGAGGAGAAACAUGGGUCAGAGCGGGGAACCUGGUUCCAGUCACAGCGGCAAAGACUUGCACAUUGGCAGUGUAUAACGAACAUAUUGAUUCGUCACCAAUUACCUAUGGACUCAUGUUCUCCUGAAUUAUUGAAUGUACACAUUAUGAAAUAAUGUCUGUAUGGAUCAUCUGUAUGGCGAAGUGGAAAGCGUAAUAUUGUUCUCUUGAAAUCAUUGUUAUUGUCAUAUCGGGAGCCAUCUGUGGAUACAACGCACACGUGACUAGUUGUGUUUGAUACAACUCCGACAUGCUAUUUAUGAUAAGGUUAUAUUCUGUGGUUUUUGGUGAUGAGAGUUUUCUGCAGUUCAUCUUGAUAUCAAUGAAGCAAGUGU
Molecule: messenger RNA, 2238 nt
Organism: Gadus chalcogrammus (walleye pollock)
Lineage: Eukaryota; Metazoa; Chordata; Actinopteri; Gadiformes; Gadidae
Gene: drd2a
Product: dopamine receptor D2a
Exons: 8
Coding region: 368-1783 (471 amino acids)
Biological process (GO): adenylate cyclase-activating adrenergic receptor signaling pathway
Cellular component (GO): glutamatergic synapse; presynaptic membrane
Molecular function (GO): dopamine neurotransmitter receptor activity, coupled via Gi/Go; G protein-coupled receptor activity
Source: RefSeq, a predicted model, not a curated record